Parnassius apollo (apollo) is the source of this 549-nucleotide messenger RNA. The record is from the annotation of a GenBank genome assembly. Lineage: Eukaryota; Metazoa; Arthropoda; Insecta; Lepidoptera; Papilionidae.
AUGUUUAUAGGAGGUGAAGUAACUCCCGAUGAACUCCUUAAUAUAACGAAAAUGGAGGGAUACAGCAAUAACGGGGAGAUGUUAAGUUGCAAGGAUAUGGCAAAGUUAGCUGAGAAGGCAUUCAGCUUAGCUGAGGUAGAUAAUAUUUCCUGUACUUUAAAAAAAGAUGGGCUUUUUAGCCAUGAAACCAUACAAAAUCUUUUAAAUGGUGCUAUUUUAUUAGUACCUUAUGAUGCUGAUUAUAAUCACUCUCCUUGUCUUAGAAAAGGUCACACAGCUCACUGGGCACUGGUUUGUGGAAUAAUCAUUAUUGAGGAUCCGGGAGAUUCCUAUACCUCUUACCCAAAUAAUGUCUAUGUUCUAUGUAGGCAUGGAAAAUCUCGAUUUCUUGCUGCAUGGACACUCAAUGAACUACAUAGAAGUAACGCGAAUCUAUGGGAAUUUUCACCAAAAAAAGCAGAAGAUGGCCUGUUAUAUAUGCUUCCGGAGGGAGGGAUUGGAGGAGAAAAUGGAUUAAGGGAACAAUUUAUAAUGUUUAAUAGUCUCUAA